AUGGCUCUGUGUCGGCGUCGCGUGCUGUCACAGCUUCCGUGGGCGGCUGCGGCUGUGUCUGCGGCAUUUUCGAUCGGGCUACUGGUUGUGCAUGUGACCUUUGGCUGCGCUGCCCUGGCAGCGUGGGGAUAUUUCUUCGGCUAUUAUGUUCUGAGAAGCCAGUCGUCUCCAUAUCCCAUCCAGAUUCGUGCAUUCUUGGCAACUGCCUUGCUGGCUUGUACUUCUGUGGUCACCGCCGCAGCCUGGCUGUUCCUGGGCGGCUUGGACGGCUGUCGUGUUUUCGAUCCGGAGAUGAAGACCUCAUUCGGUUACAAGUUUGAUCAGUUCUGGACACUUUUGUGUUUCCGUCAUGCGGCGAACUGGUUUCUGACCGUGAUUGGAGUAUACCUAGUGCUGGCCGAUCACCCGCAGUCAACUUAUAUUCGUGACUGCAUCAGGUGUCUUCUGUACUUGUACACUAGUCAGAUUGUGGCCACCCUUGGCAACACGUGGAUUGCCUGUGCCGGUGCAGACGGCAACAAUGAUGGCGUAAGGGAUUCCUUCCUGGAGGGUUCUGUGAACAUGCAGGAGUCUCUAAUAGCAGGACUACAGGUCUCCGGCAGGUUUUUGCUCGUUCUUGCUGGCAAUUGGUUUCUUCAAAUCGUCGUGAAAAUGAUGAGGGCUCUUGAGGCGGCGUUCGAAGAGCCUCUGCCCUGUUUCCGCACGAUCGUUUACCUGAAGUACUUCGUCGUAGCCCUAACGAUUAUGUUGCCAGCUGCAUUUCGACUGCGGCUUCUCUUUUUGCUGGGUUGCGUCACUUCAGCCCUGGCCCUGGUAGUCUUGACUUUUCUGGAAUUUUUGGCGCUUCGCGCCCCUCUGCGCGCGCUGCAGCGUUCCCUUCGCAGUCGUACCGCGUUCAGUGGGGCUCCCUCGGAGAAGAUGCUCUUUGCGGCGAGCACCCUGCGUCGUUUUCAAGCUACUGGGCUGGGCAUCCUAGGCAACUCAACCAUCGCCUUCUACGUCUUGAUCACCGCCUUGACGAACGGCUUCGUUUGGGAGUACGUCGCCCUCACCGCCGUUGACUACAGCUCCCUGCUGAAUGCAGUUGGACUUGCUAUCGGCCUUGUGAUCCUCACCGGCUCGCUGAAGGCGGGAGAGGAAAUGGGAAAGACGUUGUCACAGUUUUCUGCAGCGUCGGGCAUUCGCCACUGGAGUUCGAUUCGGCGUGAAUUGAGUGAAUCUCGGAAGAAGGCCUGUCAGCGAUGUGCCUGGGAUGAGCACGUCAAGGAGAUAGCUGGUCGGCGCAUGUCGGUGGAUCAACUUCUCGACUUCUAUGUCAAACUGGGUUCCAAAAGGACGACUGGGGAGUUACGCAUGGCACAUUUCGACCCUGCACGGUCUACUACGACGGACGUUGUCCGCCACGUCGUGAUCCCGGAGUCACGCUGCGGUGACACAGGCAAGGCCCUGGCGGAAGUUGUGCAAAGCUCAUCGCGGACGCGCCUCAAGCGCUGGGACAGCAUCGCAGAUGAGUUGUCCUCUGGCAGAGAGGAGGCCUUGAGGCAUGCCAGCAUCUGUGAUGUUGCUAUGGGCGCCCUCGACACCGUCACCGGCGAGCCCUUGCCGACUUGUGACUGCGCUACACCAAAGUACUUAAACGAUUCUCCAGUUCAGUGCGAACUGAACAAGUUUGACAGCAUGAUGGCUUACCUUCACCGUCGUUAUCACCAACGCUUUCUGCAAGUUGUUGCGACUGACAAAAGCUUUAACCUCUUCUCGCGCGCAUGGUGCAUAGCCGAGCUGGUCCAGGCGCACGCCAGCAGAAUGGAACAGCAUGUGGUCCUUCAUUCCCACAAGGAGAUCGAGGAGUUCAACCGCAGGCUUCAAGAGCUCUUACUGGGAUCGGAAGGGCUUUUUGCCGGCUGGAAAGAUGCUCAGGCACUCCUCCUCGAUGUAG
Molecule: messenger RNA, 1936 nt
Organism: Symbiodinium necroappetens
Lineage: Eukaryota; Dinophyceae; Suessiales; Symbiodiniaceae
Source: the annotation of a GenBank genome assembly